AUGGAGGAUAUAAUAGCCACCCUCAUCAUAGUGACUGCUGUCUACUUUGCCAUACGAUGGCUCAUCGGGGGCAAAUCGAGUGGCACCGCCGAAGGUGGUAUCAGAGGGGUCACCCCCGACAUGGUGGAAACAGUGCACAGCGCAUUCCCAGACAUUCCUGUACCUAAUAUCAUCUAUCAUCUGUCGCGCACCAAGAGUGCUCAGUCGACUUCGGAGGAGAUCUUGGAGAGAGGAUUCUUGGCCGCUCCUCCUCCUACAUUCAAUAUCCCUGCCUCCCUCCUUCCCACCACCACCCCUCCUGCCCAAGUUCCCACUACUGCUCAACCUCAGAAUACAAAGACUGCAUCGGCCAUCAAGGCUCAAAGUCUUAUCGACCGAUACAACCUUUCUUCCAGAGUGCCAUCAUUGAAAGGAAAGGAGAAGGCUGUCGACGAGAAUCAACCGGCAGAAACCAGUGCAAACGCUGCUUCAAAAUGGGAGGAUUCCAAGGAAAAGAGAGAGAUGGGACUGAAAGAGAGAAAGGAAAAGAUGAUCCUUGAAGCGAGAAGACGAAUGCUAGAGAAGCAGGCAAAGGAGAAGGAAGGUGUGGCCGUAUAG
Molecule: messenger RNA, 597 nt
Organism: Cryptococcus amylolentus CBS 6039
Lineage: Eukaryota; Fungi; Basidiomycota; Tremellomycetes; Tremellales; Cryptococcaceae
Exons: 4
Coding region: 1-597 (198 amino acids)
Molecular function (GO): ubiquitin binding
Source: RefSeq, a predicted model, not a curated record